AUGCCACUGACACAGAGGCCGGAAAGGACCAUCCAAAGUGCGCACGCACAACCUGGCGGCUCUCAAUCAACCUACUCAGACGGUCGCGAAGAUACAUUUGAUUCGCAGGACGAGGAGGACUAUUACGACGACGACGACGACGAGGUUGACCCCUCGGACUCCGCGUCUGCGAGUAACGGCCCGACUUCUCAUCUAUACCAACCUCGAGGUCCCUACCGAUCUCACAGUCAACAUCAACGCCAAAAUCAACACGUCGUCCCUCUGUGGCGAGGCGGCGGCUCCCCGGGAGCGACACACGCUCCAUACGCACCGCCACAGGGCGACCAGGGAUCGGCUGAUUUCGGCAUGGGCGAGCACUACCCUCAAAGGCCGUACCACCAGGGGCCGCGGGCAAGGCGGCAGAACGCGUACUAUGGCAAUGGAAACGGCGACCCGCAUAGCCAUGCAGAGUAUGCUUCAGGACAGAGGGGCCAUGGAGGGCCAGUCGCUCCGUAUCAGGGUAUGGGUGGCAUGGUACCUUUCGGCCAGCAGUAUGGCAAUAACCCCUUUGCUGCGCAUGGUCCCAACGGUGCCAGUUUCUACGACAGCCAAGCCCCGUAUGCGAUGAUGCAAUACGGUGCCCCUGGCUUCUAUGGAGACCCCCGCCAAUAUUCAAUGCCACAGCAUAUGCAGCAGUAUCAGAUGGCUCCCGUGCCUGCGGCUACAGAGCACCCGGGUAGAGAGGUAACGCCUGUCCCAAAGGAGGACAUCGAGAAAAAGCGCAUGGCAGACGAGCUUGCAGCCAUCAAGGCCAUGCAAGAAGAGGCCAAGGCAGCUGAAAAAAGGAAGGAAGACGAAGCUCGCAUCAAGAAAGAAGCUGAGGAAGCAUUCAAGCAACGAAUGGAAGAGGCCAGAUUAUACAACGAACGGGCGGCGGCGGAAGUAGCCAAGGCUCGAGCUGAGGCUGAGCGAGCGGCCCGGGAGAGGAUUGAAGCGGAGAGGAAAGCUCAAGAAGAGGCUGCCAAACAGCGCGCGGACGAUAUGAAGCGCGCGGAAGAGAAUGCCCGAAUGAAAUUUGAGGCAGACCAGAAAGCGGCUGAAGAACGAAGGCGGAAAGAGGAUGAGGACCGCAAGAGAGCUGAAGAGGCUGCCCGCAUUCGGGUUGAAGCGGCCAUCAAGGCCGAGGCCGAAGCGAGGGCGGCUGCUGAGAAGAAGAUGGCUGAAGAGGCAGAGCGUAUUAAGAAGAUUGAGGAAGAUGCCAAGCGUAAAGCUGAAGCUGAUGCUGCGGCCAAGGUAGAGCAAGAAAAGGCGGAUGCGAUCGCCAAGGCCGAGGCCGAAGCAGCUGCCAAAAAGGAGCAAGAGGAGCUCAAGAUGAAAUGGCAAGAGGAGGCGAGACAAAAGGCGGAAAAUUCCGCUAAACAAAAGGCGGACAAAGCGCCCAUUCGCUUCAAGGACGCUGUCGGCCGCAAAUUCAGUUUUCCGUUUCAUCUUUGCCAGACUUGGGCGGGCAUGGAAGAGCUCAUCAAGCAAGCUUUCUUACAGGUUGAUCUGCUGGGCCCCCACGUCCAAGAAGGGCAUUAUGAUUUGACCGGCCCCAAUGGGGGGUACCAGGACCUCCUCGCCGAGCCCGGGGGGAAGUUCCUGUGGCUGAUGUUCCUCGACAUCCGGACUGGGCACGCCCUCGUCCCGGCCCUCCACGCGGCGUUGAUGUUGUGA
This is a messenger RNA of Emericellopsis cladophorae, 1695 nucleotides long. RefSeq lists its product as uncharacterized. The transcript has 4 exons. Bases 1 to 1695 code for a protein of 564 amino acids. The record is from RefSeq and is a predicted model, not a curated record. NCBI's taxonomy places the organism in Eukaryota, Fungi, Ascomycota, Sordariomycetes, Hypocreales, Bionectriaceae.